Messenger RNA from Scatophagus argus, 2601 nucleotides. It is a transcript of the gene xrcc5, whose product is annotated as X-ray repair complementing defective repair in Chinese hamster cells 5. Gene Ontology annotation, molecular function: double-stranded DNA binding; DNA helicase activity; damaged DNA binding. NCBI's taxonomy places the organism in Eukaryota, Metazoa, Chordata, Actinopteri, Scatophagidae. Gene Ontology annotation, biological process: cellular response to X-ray; cellular response to gamma radiation; telomere maintenance. The record is from RefSeq and is a predicted model, not a curated record. Bases 139 to 2316 code for a protein of 725 amino acids. The transcript is spliced from 21 exons. Gene Ontology annotation, cellular component: Ku70:Ku80 complex; nucleus.
UUAUGUCCUAGUUUAACCGUGAGCUACCAAUAGUGAUAGAUCGCCCCUGUAAGAGGACUGCGGAACAAUUAUCUCUUCCUGUUUCUCUCCGGAGCCAUGACACAGUGACACACAGUUAUUCGAGGAGGGAAGACGAAGAUGGCAGGAGCUAAAUCAGCGCUGGUGUUGUGCAUGGAUGUUGGAUUCUCCAUGUCCAACUCUGCCCCGGGUGAAGAGCCUCCCUUUGAAACUGCCAAAAAAGUAAUCCAGAAGUUUGUCCAGCGCCAGGUUUUUGCAGAGACCAAGGAUGAACUGGCUUUGGUUUUGUUUGGCACAGACUCCACCAACAACCCUCUGAACCAGGACGACCAGUACCAGAACAUCGCUGUGCAUCGUCAUCUUAUGGUUCCUGAUUUUGAGCUUCUGGAGGAAAUAGAGAAUCAGAUCCAUCCAGAGAGUCAGCAGGCUGAUUGGAUGGAUGCUCUUGUUGUUUGCAUGGAUCUCCUCCAGAGAGAAACAAAGGGGAAGAAGUUUGAUCGUCUCAACAUUGUCCUCCUGACUGACCUCAGCACUCAGGCCAGCUCAGACCACUUGGAUGUUAUUAUUGAAAACCUGAAACAAGCUGGCAUCACCCUGCAGUUUUUUUUGCCUUUCCCUGUGGAGGAGAGUGAGGAAAGUGGAGGAGAUGCAGACAGAAGACCUCCCGGACACCCUGGCACUGGCAAAGGUCUAUCCAGGGAACAGAAGGAAGGCCUGGACAUGGUGAAACACAUCAUGCUGAGCCUGGAUGAGGAGGACGGCCUGGAUCAAAUUUACACCUUCAGGGAUGCAGUUGAGCAGCUGUGUAUGUUCAAGCGUAUCGAGAGGAGACCCAUGGCCUGGCCCUGUCAGCUAACCAUCGGCAGCUGUUUGUCCAUCCGUAUUGUUGGAUACAAAGCAGUGAUGGAAGAGAAACUGAAAAAAACAUGGAUUACGGUUGACGCUCAGACCAGCCAGAGAGAAGACGUGAAGAGGGAGACGGUCUUCUGUCUGGAUGAUGACAAUGAGACAGAGGUGCAGGUGGAUGAUACCAUCCAAGGUUUUCGUUAUGGAAGUGAUAUUGUUCCCUUCUCCAAAGUAGAUCAAGAGCAGAUGAAAUACAAGCACGAUGGGAAGUGCUUUGCUGUUCUCGGCUUCACCAAGCAGAAUUUGAUACGGCGCCAUCAUUUCAUGGGGAACCAAGUCAUCAAGGUGUUUGCUCCCAAAGAUGAUGAGCACGCGGGAGUUGCUCUGUCUGCUCUCAUCCGAGCACUAGAUGAACUCCAAAUGGUUGCCAUUGUACGCUAUGCCUAUGACCGGCGCAGCAACCCUCAAGUAGGAGCAGCUUUCCCAUGCAUCAAACAGGACUAUGAGUGUCUGAUGUAUGUCCAGCUGCCCUUCAUGGAAGACCUCAGACAGUUUACGUUUCCUUCUCUUGAAAACAACAAAAAGUUCACUCCGUCAGACACCCAGCUGAAAGCUGUGGAUUCUCUCAUUGACUCCAUGAUGUUGGUAGAGCAGGAUGACAAUGCAGAACAGAAGGACAUGUUCAAGGUCCACCACAUUCCCAACCCUGCCUUCCAGAGGCAUUUUCAGUGUCUGCAUCAUCGGGCAGUGCACCCCGGCACCCCUCUUCCCCUGAUAGAGCCGUGGUUGAAGGCUGCUCUUGCGCGCCCUGAUGCCAUUAGUGAACAAUGCCAGGCUCCUCUUGAGGAUGUGAAGAGAAAGUUUCCCCUCACAGAAGUGGAGAAGAAAAAGACACUGAAGACUAGUGUUCAGAUCUUUGGCAAAGACACUGAGGAGCCAGAUGCCAAGAAGGCAAAAGGAGACGAAGAAGCGGAGGAUUAUAGCCUGGCUGAUAUUGCUGAAGGCUCUGUUACUUCGGUGGGAAGCGUGGAUCCUGCCCGAGACUUCCGAACUCUGAUCAGGCUGAAGAGUCUUCCAUUCGGAGAGGUCUGUCAGCAGCUGACUCACAGGAUAGAACAGUUGCUUAGCAACAAGAGCACACACUACUACAUGAAAAGCAUCACCUGUAUCCAGGCUUUUAGAGAGCAGUCCGUUAAGCUGGGGAACGCUGAUCUGUACAAUAGCUACCUCCAGUCCCUGAAAAGAAGCAUCCCAAACAGGCGUCUGGAGGUCUUCUGGGACCUCCUUGUUCAAGAUGCCAUAACUCUGAUCAGCAAAGAAGAGGUUGAAGGAAGCUCCGUAUCCAAAAGUGAAGCUAAUCAGUUUUUGGUUUCUGAGGAAAAGAAAGAGGAGGAGGUUGCACCACCAGCUGAAGAUACUGGAGAUGUCGAUGACUUGCUGGACAUGAUGUAAGAAGGGAGGCAGUGGGAGCAUCUGCAGUGGACAUGCAGACAAAAUGAGAAGAAUGCAAGACCAAACCAAUUUAGCCGUCCUUUGUUCUGCCUCCCACUUGGAGACCUUUGAUACUUCUAACUGUGUGCACACUGCACAGACCAAUGUUUGUUUUACUUUACUGAUGUUUACACAGUAUUGUAUGUAAGAUUAUUUUAUAGCAAGUACUGUAUAUUGGGCUUUAUAUGUGUUUUGUCUGAAAUGUCAAUGAUGCAAAAAUGACUUAAAUUUUUAUAAUUCUCUUGA